GCAAGGAGGAAGAAAGAAAGGAAAGAGUGAACAUACCGAAGGAAGGAAGGAAGGAAAAAUGGAGCCUGUCUCUGCCUGUUAUCUGCUCAGCGGCUGUCUUGGUCUCCUCCUCCUGCUGACCGUAGUAGGAGCCAAGCAGGUUCCGCCAAAUGACUGUGAGAAGGGCAAGAUUAUCUGUGAUGACCGACCCACCCGCUGCUGUGACCCCCCAGAGCGGCCCUGGCCCCCCUCCCCCCCGCUGCAGGCCCCCCCUCCCCCCGGCACCACCCUGAGACAGCCCCCCCUCCAGCCACCCCCUGUCCAGGCCCCGCCCCCCCUACCCAUCUGGACCAAUUGGUAUUUUUGGGUAAUGGUAGCUGCUGUGGUCGUUCUGUGCGUGGCGGGCUGCGGGUACUGGCGGCGGAGAAAAAUUUACGAGUCCUCGGCAUCUCAAACCCUCGGACACGCCCACCACUACUGCACACCCACGCCCUCCGAUGACACACCCAUGUACGGCCCGCCCCUGCCCUUUCUCCCGCCCACGCCCUACCCCGCGCCUCCACCGUAUAGCGAAGCAGCGAGACCAUCUUUUGACCCACUCGAACAGCAUAUCUACGACGCCAUGAUUGCAGGGAGGAGCCUUUACGAUUACUACGACAGGAGGCACCCCAACGCAUAUUACGACCGAUAUUUCCUCCCCGACGACACAUCCUCCAGCGAGACCACAUCCCUCCUCUCCUACAGACUCCACCGCUCCUGUUCCUCGCACCUCCCGCCCCGCCACCACCACCCGCACCACCACCACCACCACCACCACCACCACUCCAUCAGAAAGUGUGGUGGAGGAGGUGGAGGUGGAGGGGAUAUGUUGGCACCUCCUCCGUAUUCUGAGGUCGCUGCCAAGCCGGAGUUGUACCCAGUGGUGGUGAUGAGGGGAGAGGUGACGGAGGUGAACUCUAUCAAGUCGAUGGGCGACACACCUCCACUGCACCACCACCACCACCAUCACCACCACCCACCCCCCUUCCCCCCCCACCACUGCCACCAUUACCUCUACCGCUCAGACUCCUUGCUGUGGGUGAGGGUUGAGGCUGAGGCAUUCUUCUGGAGGCACACCACUUGCUUUGAAGGAGGAGGGGGAGGCUCCGUCUCCACGCCCGAGGGUUCCCAAAGCUCAAGUUACACAUGUGGCGCCGUCUUGCAGAGUGAGUGUCGCGGGGGUGUCCGAGUGUCCUCCCCCGGCUGUGUCCUCGCCAUGGCCUCACCCGCCUCAUCCGUCGGGCCACACGCAUCCGACGUCUCCAGCCUACCCCCGACCUCCCCCCCGUCCCCCCCCGCACCCACCUCACCCACGCUACCCCCGUCACCCGCCUCCAGGGAACUCCGUGACGUGCUCCAGAAGAUCAGCCAGCUCCCCGGGGCAUCCACACCGCCAUCCACUCACCCGCCAGGCCUCCCCGUCACCCAGUUCAUCCGUUCCCGCACCCGUCGGCCACUCGGCGCCUCGCUCUCCCUCGAAGUGUCCGCUCCGUCCCGCCCUCGCUCCCUUCCGCUAAACUCCUCUCCGCUAUCCUCUCCGCCUUGUCUCCACGAUCCACCGUCUCCGCUGCUAACGACAUCCGCAUCCACGCCUAACCUAGCAUCCGCCUGGCCCUCCCCGCCCUCCCGCACCCACCUCAUGGCCUCCCUGGUGGAUGACGGGUCGCGGGUGGUCAGUCAUGCUGCCCCCGAGCCCCCCGAUCACCCGCUGUUUGGGGAGGAGCGGCGUGAGGUGUGGGAGAGGGAGGUCAGUGAGCAUAGGUACCGGUGGAGGGUCAGGGAUCGCAUAGGGGAGCAUUUAGGAGAGCGGGUGUAAGGGUAGAGUUUUGUGGUUGUUUACCCCUCCCUCGAUCUCUUCACUUUUUUAGUUAAGUUUUACACUCAUUAUUUACUUUGUGUGUUUGUGUGUGUGUGUGUGUGUGUGGGUGAUAUAGACGUACACAUAUAUACACACACACACACACACACAGUCAGUCUCCAGUCAAUCGCUUUCCAGUUAGAUUUCUUUCCCGUUCCUUUCCUCCGCUUGACAGUCCGUUCCUCCGCCAGUCACUCGCCCAGACCGCUUCAACUAGACCCCACUUGGUGCUUCAUAGACCCCUUAGAGCAAGCCUAGACAGAGGUGCGGGAUGGUCAGUUAGCAGGUGAGACAGACCCACAGUUUAUAGACCCCACGAAACCCUGUCGCUUAUUCUCCUCCCUCAGUUCAUGGUAACUCCGAAUUCCGCAUUGGUUCACCUCACACCUCCUAACAGUUUUGGCUAUUGUGAGUGAGUGUGUUGGUUUAGGGUCACAAAAUUGGGUGAGUAAGUAGUUAAAUAGUUCAUCUUCAUCCCUUAAAAAGCCUAACAUUAUACAACAACUGGAAACAUGAUAAAAAGUGCAUUGGUUUGCCUCACACACCCUAACAUUUCUGGCUAUUGUGAGUGAGUGUGUUGGUUUAGGGUCACAAAAUUGGGUGUGCAAGUAGUUAAAUAGUUCAUCUUAAUCCCUUAAAAAGCCUAACACAAUACGACAACUAGGAACAUGAAAAAAAAAGUGAAUUGGUUUGCCUCACACACCCUAACAUUUCUGGCUAUUGUGAGUGAGUGUGUUGGUUUAGGGCCACAAAAUUUGGUGUGCAAGUAGUUAAAUAGUUCAUCUUCAUCCCUUAAAAUGACUAACAUUAUACGACAACUGGAAACAUGAAAAAAAAAGUGAAUUGGUUUGCCUCACACACCCUAACAUUUCUGGCUAUUGUGAGUGAGUGUGUUGGUUUAGGGUCACAAAAUUUGGUGUGUAAGUAGUUAAAUAGUUCAUCUUCAUCCCUUAAAAAGCCUAACAUUAUACGACAACUACAAACAUGAAAAAAAGGUGGUGUUUGGCGAGGUUGUGAGUGGUGUGUGUGUGUUGCGUAGAUCAUUCCCUCGGUUAAAAGUCCUGUAGUGUUACGAAUCCUUACCAGACAGCCGCAACCCAUCGACAACCAAGUGUUACUGUGUUGCGAGUGUUGACGGAACGACUCAACACAUGAAUGCGAAGGAUAAUGACGGAGUGAAGUGUUGCGAUGUGUAAGGGAGAGCGAGCAACACAUUGGAAUAGACUUGUGUUGAAGCUGUUAUGAAAUUUACAAAACCCGCAACACUAGGGAAAGCAAGCGAACAUGUUAUUUGUGUUGCAUCGAUACAAGAAAGCAACACAUGGAAAAGAAGAAGGAUUAGCCGUUUUUUGAGUGUUGCGAAGUGUUGAGGGGACUCGGAACACAUUGAAAGGGAGGAAAAGAAGGCGAUUGAGUUUUCCGAGGUGUUGACAAGAGGGAGACAAACAUAUAGAAGCCGAUAGCAACACAAAGACUGGUUAUUGAGAGCCAGAACACAGUGUUGCGGUUGUGUUGAGAUUGUGUCUGUGAUAAACUGUAUAUACUCUAAGGAAGGAAGGAAAGGAAAGGAAAAGAAGGAAGGAAGAAAGGAAGGAAAGGAAGGAAGGAAGGAAGAAAGGAAGGAAGGAAAGAAAGGAAGGUAUGAAAGAAAGAAGGAAAUAAAAGGAAAGGAAAGGAAAUACAGAAAGAAAUUAGGAAAAAAAUAUGAUAGAGGAAGGAAAGGAAAAAAAGGAAGGA
This is a messenger RNA of Eriocheir sinensis (Chinese mitten crab), 3613 nucleotides long. RefSeq names its product SH3 and multiple ankyrin repeat domains protein 1-like. The record is from RefSeq and is a predicted model, not a curated record. Bases 59 to 1834 code for a protein of 591 amino acids. The transcript is spliced from 9 exons. Lineage: Eukaryota; Metazoa; Arthropoda; Malacostraca; Decapoda; Varunidae.